AUGAGACAUGUAGAUGCUUUAAGUCACUAUCCGUUGCCAGAAUGUAAUUUGAUCAACAAGGAGAGGGAUGGAUUAACAGCACGAUUGAAGAAAGCGCAAUCGGAAGACGGAAAUGUUAAAAAAAUCUUCGAUCUAGUGGAGUCGGGUAAAAUGACUGACUAUGUUAUCAGAGGUGGAUUGCUUUUCCGUGAAAAUAAUGGAGAGCUGUUAAUAGUAAUGCCAGAGAGUAUGCAGUCGCAAGUGAUUAGACAGGCGCACGAAACCGGUCACUUCUCUGUGGCGAAAACUGAAGCGAUUCUAGGAAGUGACUACUGGAUAUCAAAUGCUAAAGCAAAGAUCGAAAAGUUACUAUUGUGUUUGGAUGCAUUUUCCAAGUUCGUGUGGCUUUAUGCGACCAAGACCACGAAUACAAAAGAAAUCUUAAACAAAUUGCGUAAACAAGCCUUCAUCUUUGGAAAUCCUAGGAUAAUUUCAGAUAGAGAACGAAUGGACAAGUUGAACGUGUCAAUCACACUUAUUCUGUUAUUGACAAAAUUGGCAGAUCCGAAGUGUGAUGAAUGGUACUGCUAUUUGAAGCGUACGCAACUUUAUCUGAACACUACAGCGCAUAGAAGUAUAGAUCAAGAAAUAUUGGGUAUCACGAAUCCUAAAGGCAAGAAACGAUAUAUCGCAGCCGCUUUCCCGAGUGCUUGCGGUAAAACAAAUUUGGCUAUGAUGCAGCCUACUUUACCAGGUUAUAAAAUUGAAUGCGUUGGUGAUGAUAUCGCAUGGAUGAGAUUUGAUAAUAAAGGAAUCUUACGCGCUAUUAAUCCAGAAAAUGGAUUUUUCGGAGUUGCUCCCGGUACAAGUUCAGCUACGAAUCCCAAUGCAAUGAACACUAUCUUCAAAAAUACCAUUUUUACUAACGUAGCAUCUACUAGCGAUGGAGGAGUAUAUUGGGAAGGAAUGGAAAAAGAAGUUGCAGAUAAUAUAAAGAUAAUAGAUUGGAAAGGCAACGAUUGGUUCAGAGGUUCUAAAAUACCAGCUGCUCAUCCAAACUCAAGAUUCUGUACUCCAGCUAAACAAUGUCCUAUUAUUGAUCCUUCUUGGGAAGAUCCAACUGGAGUCCCAAUCGAUGCUAUAUUAUUUGGAGGACGAAGACCGGAAGGUGUACCUUUAGUUUAUCAAGCUCGAAAUUGGCAACAUGGCAUUUUUAUCGGUGCUGCAAUGAGAUCUGAGGCUACAGCUGCUGCUGAACAUAGGGUACAUAAAUAUUUUUAAUUGCAUAAAAUCUGAUUAUUUCAGAUAUAAUAGGAUAAGAAAACAAAUAUGGAUUUUGAUAUAAAUAUAAAUUUAAUGUAAAUUUAUCACAUUGUUAACGAGCCAUUUAGAGAUCAAUUGUGUAUGUUGAAACAAGAUAAAAAUUACGAAAGUGUGAAAAUUUACUAGAUUUCAAUCUAUAAAGCCACAGAUACUUUAGUGAACUUCUUUAUUUUAUAAUUUUCAUCUCGCUUCAAAAUACACAAUGUCUCUUUUGCGGAUCUACUAGGUUGAUGGCAACAUAAUUACAUUUCACCUCGUGAUUAAAUGUUUCAAUGUUUGUUGUUAAACAAAUGUUUUACCAAUUGUAAUGAAUGCACGCACGCACGUCUGACGCCAGGCUUAUCAAAUUGCUCAUUCUUUUUUUGUUUAGAUCCUAAGCUCUAGCAACAUGCAACCCCAGAAUCUACACCUUUUACAUGCGAGAGCAUCUACACAAUAUGUGAGAGCUAUCCUCGCUUUCUUUUCCGCAUAGAUGCAGUCUUUCUGUUCAGCAAGACCGAGUCUAUGCAGGUGACCUCUCAAAGUAACAUGCCUCGUAACGAGACUUAUCCCCACCCUUAGUGAUCUAUUCAGCAGUUGCCAGCAGUUCGAUUGCUCUGCUUGGCAGAGGACGCUUCAUCAUCUGUUUGAAUUGAUGGCAAUUAAUUGCCGUCUUCCAGGAACCUCCAGUCCAACCAGAUUUCGAUGAUGCCUUUUCUAACAGCGAAAGAAACACCAACGAUCUACGUAACUGAGUUCAUUUGAGUCCCCAGUUUUGCCAGCUCGUCAGCCGUUUCGUUUCCGCGAAUACCUUGAUGUUCCGGGAUCCAUAUCAGAGUUAAUCUAUUGGAUUUCCCUAGUCUGGUUAACGCCUGCAUGCAGUCCGAUUACAACUGAUUCUGUAGUGGUCUUUGCAAAGGCGUAGAUAGCCGUUCUGCUGUCAGAGUAAAUGAAUAUGCGCAUUACGCUCUUUGUUUCAGUUAGGGCAUGCUUCCGUGCAUCUCAGGCCAGCAUCUCAGUUUGAAAUACCAUACCUUAGUCCAUCCAAAGAGAUGUUUUCUCUAUGGUUUCCUUUCAGUCCAUAUAUUCUUGCCCCAAACUUGCCAUUAGCUCCCGAUCCCAUUAGUGUACCAGAAUUUCGUUAGGGUCGGUCAAGAAAUUCGGCCUAUAUCAGUCUUUCCUAGUUGGUAUCAAAACAUUGAAAUUCUUCUUUAACUGGUGUUUCUUUGGGAUUCUAUCCUGUUUUAGUGUGAAAGGGCUUCAGAGCAAGUCCUAGUCUCGUAUGUUCAAGAUCGAUGUCUUUUCAUUUCCCCUGAUAUUUAAGUCUAUAUACCGCCCUUGCCUGGCAUAUGAUUAACUGGCCUACAGUGGAGGCAUAACACAGGGCUACUUCCAGCGCUUCCGUUGGGGUGAUCCGCAUAAUAGCUCUCAAGUAACUUCCCUGUAGGCUUCUUAAGACAGAUUCUCGACUUCCAUCUUUUCCAUUCUUGGUCACCAAACUACUGUUGUGUAGGUCAACUUUGACAACGGUAUUAUUUUAUAUAGUCGUAAGGCGACUCUAAGUUUUAGAUCCCAGGUCUUGCCCAUAGCUCUUCUGCAUGUCCAUUAUGAUAUAGAACUUUUUCCUCUUUUCCUCGAGGUGUGACCAGCUUAGUUUGGCAUCUAGGAUUACAUCUAGAUACUUCACCGAGCUGCUGUAAACGAUAUUCCUGCUUCAGUGGCUCUACGAGUUCAGGUUUGUACUUCCUCAAUA
Pogonomyrmex barbatus (red harvester ant) is the source of this 3034-nucleotide messenger RNA. RefSeq names its product phosphoenolpyruvate carboxykinase [GTP]. Gene Ontology annotation, molecular function: GTP binding; phosphoenolpyruvate carboxykinase (GTP) activity; manganese ion binding. The record is from RefSeq and is a predicted model, not a curated record. NCBI's taxonomy places the organism in Eukaryota, Metazoa, Arthropoda, Insecta, Hymenoptera, Formicidae. Gene Ontology annotation, biological process: gluconeogenesis; propionate catabolic process; oxaloacetate metabolic process. Gene Ontology annotation, cellular component: cytosol.